AAGGGAGGAUUAAAGAAAAUUCACUGCUAGUGAUCCUGAUUUACUGCAUCAACCUAUUUUAGCUUCUCCAAUCUGAUUAUCCACUGAACUUGUUUCGUCUACUCCCGACAAUGGAGGAAAAACUUCAGUCAUGAAGCCAAACUCUGUGAUCAGACGCUGAUGAGAGCUAUGAAAUAGACGUACGACCACAAAGAACUGGUGUUACUAAGAAUACUAUCAGAUUAAUAGCUACUUAAUCACUUAUUUAUGCAAAUCCAUCGUGAAUGAACCCCUGGUGGUAUGAAAAGAAUGAACAGGAACUAGCAUCUAAAAAAAAUCUAUCGACACGUGAUCACUACACAAAUGAGCUUCCGUCAUCUAGCUGCGUGUUCAUUUAGAGAAAAGCUAAAUUUAGAUAGAAACGCUGUUUGAAAGUUCUGAUUUACAAGUUUUACCGACAAGACUUUGAAAAUACUGCCUGACUUUGAAACCUGCACUGUUCUAAGUAUGUCAAAGUUAUUUCUUGCUUUCAUUUACACAACAAUGUGGUCGGAAGUCUUGCAUGCAAGUAAGUCAGCGGAAGACUUAAAGUUUUACGACCUCGUGAAGGAAGGACAAUUUACGAUGAAAUGCGAGGAAAUGUAUGGUGAACCAGUUAGAGCUAAUGAGACAGAAAGCACUGUAUUUUUCAACUCGUAUAACUGCGACGAAGACUGUGAAGAGUGCCUGCUGCCUCUAAGAUUUGAAAGUACUAAACCCAGGACAUACAAUGAAUGUAAAGCUGAGUGUAAAAAGAAUGGCCGUGGAGACGCAUGCAAACAAGGAUGCCACUUCCUUCACCACUUCGUGAAUUCAGGUGACGGACCGAGGGGAAUCUGGUAUGACACAAGGAACGUCAUUGUCAAAGGACCUCACCUUUUCUGUCGCACUUAUACGGAGUUGUUGGUCAACUUUGAUUUUCGCCUCUUCUCGGAAAAUGCUACAGAAGUUGAGCCCGCCACCUUCGUUAGCUUUUACAGGCUUCGUGAAAAAGACUCAUGGACUAUGUUUUCAUCUGUAUCCUCAGAGAUUCCAAUCUAUUUCCAAAACCUGUUUAAAGGCUUUGCUGUGCAGAUUUCUGUCGCCAUCGUGACAGCCAGGGGACUGCAGGUUCAAGUUCAAUCAAAAGAGUUCCGCCAUGUUGGAGAUUGGAUGACGACGUUAAGCGAUAAAGUUCAUUUGGACCCUCCCAAGGGCCUCCAGGCCUAUGUAAGAAAAGCUGGUGACAGAUUUGAAGGACAUCUUACCUGGCAUUUGGCACCACGUAGCAAAACCUGUGACUACAGGAUCCAGUGGAGAGCCAAUCACGCAGAUCAUUGGGAAAGUGAAGCAUUUGAAGUCAGUCAUAGCAAGCACUACACAGACACUCGGAUCAACUACAUCCUAGAAGGUUUGCUGCCGAUGAAAAAUUACACCAUAGAGGUUAUAUCCGUAACCUCUGAUGAAAAACAGAACAGAAGCACUGUAUGUAUUGUCACGCCUUCCCUGGAGCUCGGACCACCAGAGAACCUGACACUGGUCAAUGUCACCCAUCUGUCACGCAAUACGUCAACAGCUAUAUUCACGUGGUGGCCGCCACAUACAAUACCGAUUACAGAUCACAUACAGGAAUACAGAUUAGCAUGGAAGAAGAUUCCUGUUUUGGGCAGAGUUUUUGCUCAACUUCAUUUUGAUUCCGUGAGGUUACCAGCGGAAAAAACAAGUUUUCAGGUCUUUGGUCUUCAUAACGGAUUCACCUACAUUUUCAAGAUUGCUGCAGUGUCUUCAGUAACGGGAAUGGGAAUGGAGGCUAUGAUUUUAUUUAACACGACAGAACCAACGAUAAAAGUUUCAAGAUAUAAAGAUCAAUAUUCACCUGUUUCAAAGAGCAAAGCGUUGCCGUGGAGGUUCAUAACAGGAUACCUUGUGGCGAUCGUUUGUGCAAGUCUUGUUGGCCUGACUUACGCUUUUGUGAGAAAGAAGUAUGGGAGUUUAUCGUUAGCUGUGGAACAAAUUCGUGAGCGGUGCCAUAGUGAAAGAGACGUAGAGGUCAAUCUUAUCUAAUGAAACUAAAACACAAUGAGUGCAAUAUAUGUAAAGGCAACGUAAAUUAGCUCUGCCUGUUUUACUUUCGCAACUCAUUCAGUUGUGUUGCAAAAAAGUUUUCUUUUAUCAUGCAUAGAGAACGAAGCUAUUGAAUGAUUUGAAUUUGUCCAGACUAUUUUGUGUAGCACGUUUUUUACGUCAGAGUAAACUCGGGAACAAAGUACAACUUCAGUUCGAUUCAGUACUGACCAACAAGAUGAAAAUAUUUGCGCUUUAACUGCGAUGACACGUGUUGCAGAAACUGUAUCAAUGAAAUUAAUAGGGAGCUUUAGCAACGACGACGCAGAAGGCAACGAGAACUGCAGAAAAGAAUAG
Molecule: messenger RNA, 2418 nt
Organism: Stylophora pistillata
Lineage: Eukaryota; Metazoa; Cnidaria; Anthozoa; Scleractinia; Pocilloporidae
Molecular function (GO): protein binding
Source: RefSeq, a predicted model, not a curated record